ACAAUGGAACACUAAUCUGAACAACAACAAUUUUGUUUUGGUUUGUAUGAUUUCCUACAAAAUUUAAUUUACGAAUAUGAAUUAUGUUCAUAAUUAAUAAAAAUUAAAAAUAUUAGUGGAGUUUAUAUUUGAGUCGUUGGAUCUGUUUUUAAGCGUUUCAAUAGUCUUUUAUAAAUUACAACACUAACCUGUAAUCUGUAAUGGAUGACGCAGGCGGUCUGAUUUACGGUUUAGAAUUGCAAGCACGUGCGUUAACUCCACAGUAUGGCGAAGGAAAUGAAGUUAGAUUUCUAAUAGCAACGAACUCCUUAAAACCGACUAAUCAAGUGCAUUUACUUGAAUACAAUGAAGAAAGAGCAAACAUUAAAUCAAAAAUAUUUGAACAUUCUCUGGGUGAGGUGUGGAAACUCAACAGUAGCCCACACGAUUCAAGUUUACUUGCAACUUGUUACAAUGCACAAAAAGGGGCACAAGUUCAAACCCUUGCAGCUUUAUUAACUUUACCGACAGAUCUAGAGGAACAAGAUGUGAAAACUGAAUUUCUUCAAUGGGACAACGUAGAAUUACUAAAUACAGAGAAAUUUGGGGAAAGAGUUAAGACAGUUGAGUUUCAUCCCAGCCAAAAGCAAACACUUGCAUGUGUUGUAGAUGGAAAAGUAGUAAUAUUUGAUCGUACAGAAUCUCAAACACGCGUUGUAGCUGAAGUUGCAGGUGCAAAUGCUAAAAGUACUCCACCAUAUACAACUGGAAAGUGGUCCCAACAUCAUCAAGGAAACCAAUUUAUUACAUUACAAGAUUGCACUAUGCGUUCAUACGAUGUACGAGACACACAACAUUGCGCAUGGUCCAUUGAAGAGACUCAUGCACAAAUGGUACGUGAUGUAGAUUGCAAUCCUAAUAAACAGUGUCACAUUGUAACUGGUGGCGAUGAUGGAUGCAUUAAAAUUUGGGACUGUCGUUUGCCAAAGGAACCAGUUUUUACACGUAAUGAUCACUCACAUUGGGUGUGGUCAGUGCGAUUUAAUACAUUCCAUGACCAGUUGAUAUUAUCUAGUUCAAGUGAUUGCAAAGUAAUAUUGACAUGCGCUGGUUCUGUUAGCUCUGAGGCUGCGAUCGUUUCUAAUCCAGAACAAGAAAUCUUCACUUCGCCGGAUAAUUUAGGAGACGAACGUAAAAAGCUAUUAUCGGAUGGCUUACUGCAAAGUUUUGAUCAACAUGAAGAUUCUGUUUAUUGCGUAGAGUGGAGUAAUGUUGAUCCAUGGGUGUUUGCAUCGCUAAGUUAUGAUGGGCGUGCACUUAUUUCAAGAGUACCAAAACAAUAUAAAUAUCAGAUAAUUUUUUAAUUAUUAAUUUAUUUAAUUAUUUCAAUUCCAAUAAACUUAUACUAUUAUUUACAUAUUUA
Molecule: messenger RNA, 1402 nt
Organism: Teleopsis dalmanni
Lineage: Eukaryota; Metazoa; Arthropoda; Insecta; Diptera; Diopsidae
Product: EARP and GARP complex-interacting protein 1
Exons: 4
Coding region: 201-1343 (380 amino acids)
Biological process (GO): protein ubiquitination
Molecular function (GO): protein binding
Source: RefSeq, a predicted model, not a curated record